AAACCAACAACUUUAGCAAUAUAGAAGAAAAUGGCAAUUCAAAGCAGGAUCACAGUCCACAAGUUCGCAACAGAGGGCUCAAGGCUCGAUUUUGGCGCAGAAAUCCGCGGUGCAGACCUUGAGAACCUCGACGGAACCGACUUUGAAGUGAUCCGGAGAGCCCUGUACGAGAACCAGGUUGUUGUGUUCAAGGGCCAACAACAUCUUUCUCCUCGGGCUCAAUAUGAGCUUACUAGGCUCUUCGACCCCGAUUGCACUUCGUACGGCCAUGGGAAGACGAUCGAUGCGAAGCGUUCCAUUCUUCAUCCAGACUUGAAGACGAUCCCACAUCAGCCACAGGUGCAAGUCAUUGGCAAUGGGAAGGUCUCGGAGUUUCAGGGCCUGAAGGAUAUCACCUUGAAGCACCCACACCAUAAAUCCUUCCACAAGGACGUCAUUUCCGAAGAAGACGACCGCGACAACACUCGCUUCUACCGAUGGCACAUCGACGCCGCUCUGUAUGACCUCAACCCACCACGCGUCACCAGUCUGAUGGCCGUGUCUGUACCCAAGACAGAAUAUCAGACUCUCCGCUACGACGACGGCUCCAACGACAAACUCAGUGUCCCACGUGGCAGCACAGUUUUCGUGAGCUCCUACAAGAUGUACGACCUUCUCUCCGAACAAGAGAAAGACUUUGCCCGCACAACCAAAGUCCAGUACGCAGCGCACCCAUACGUUUGGAUGUCUGCAGUCAAGUCCCGCUCCGACGGCCUCGGCCUCAUAUCCGAAGGUCUUGAGCUCCCAAAGUCCGGACUCCCAGAAAUCGAUGAGAGCAAGAUCAAAAUUCUCCCAAUGUGCUGGCGCAACCCUGUCACGGGCAAGUUAGCUCUCCAAGUCCAUCCCUCUGCAGUCGAGAAGCUGCACCUCGCUGAUGGCAGCGUCAUCGAAGAUUUAAAGGAGGUCCGGGAGAUCAUCCACAGACUGCAACGUCCUGGGAUUGCGCCAGAACUCGUUUACGCUGUGGAUGGGGAAGCGGGAGAUUUGGCUCUCUUCAACAACCAUGGCGUCCUUCACUCCGUUACCGGAAGCUUUCUGCCUGACGAGGUGAGGAUUUUUAGACAGUGUAAUUUGGCUUCUAGUGAGGAGCCUUUGGGACCUUUGCCAGUAGUCGCUGCGGCCGUUUGAGUGAAGCAAAAUGCUGUGUGUGUGGUGCAGUCUUCUUUUUGAUAUGUCUGGGCGUUGCGUUUUUAGGUUUCUUUGAGCAAGGCGCUGCUGCUACUGUACUACGAAUGAUACCCGCGGUGGAACAGAUCUACCUGCACUGGAAGCAAGGCGCUGUGAAAAUUGCCUCGUACAUACGUCAGCAGAUCUACCUGCGAUUGUAAAUAGAUUGAUAGAUCGUGAGAAGAAUUGAGGACCAAGUCUCAUUCGUC
Pseudocercospora fijiensis CIRAD86 is the source of this 1415-nucleotide messenger RNA. RefSeq lists its product as uncharacterized. The record is from RefSeq and is a predicted model, not a curated record. NCBI's taxonomy places the organism in Eukaryota, Fungi, Ascomycota, Dothideomycetes, Mycosphaerellales, Mycosphaerellaceae. Bases 31 to 1167 code for a protein of 378 amino acids. Gene Ontology annotation, molecular function: oxidoreductase activity. The transcript has a single exon.